Messenger RNA from Styela clava, 1290 nucleotides. The record is from RefSeq and is a predicted model, not a curated record. Lineage: Eukaryota; Metazoa; Chordata; Ascidiacea; Stolidobranchia; Styelidae.
AUGUUGGUACCAAUAGAUUUGGAAGAAAAUACAAAAAUAACAGGAAAAACUAAAAUUGAUGGGUUAUAUGAAGGAAUAAAGACAAAUAAAAUUGUAGGGGACAGAAAAGUUCUUGUCAAGGUCGAUUGUUAUAUUGAAGAAAGAGAUGAAAGAGAAGCAUGCAAUUUAGUCAAAUUAGAAAAAUAUCCCAAUGUAGUUACUUAUAAACACUCUGGUUUCUUUGAGAACAAUCAAAUUCACAAUGGUGAAAUAUGUAUAUACGCAGUUAUGCGACACUACGAAGAUAAAACACUCAAUGAUGUUGACUUUUCUACAUUAAGUGAGGAAAAUGUAAAGGAUAUUUUGACACAAUUGACAGAAGGAUUGGGGGAUAUUCACAAGGAAAAAAUAAUUCACAGAGAUCUCAGACCUGAGAAUGUGUUCUAUGAAGAGGAUAACGGGAAGAUCACAGUUGUAAUUUAUGGAUUUGGACUCAGCAAGGAAAUCCUGCAUGCGCCGCUACAGAACAGCAGUUAUCCGAAUAAAAAGACCACAGAUUACAGUUCACCAGAGAUGCAGCCAGACUCCAAAUUGAAUGUCACUGAAUCUACAGAUGUUUUCUCACUUGGAGGGAUUUUUUAUUUUAUUCUAUCCAAAGGAAAACAUGCUUUUGGAGAUAAAGCGGAUUCCAGAUCACAUAACAUCAUGAAAAAUAGGCCAAAUUUAACCAAACUGAAAUGCAGUGAAGCUGAAAUAGCAGAAAAUCUCAUUCAAAGAAUGAUAAAUAACAAAGCAGUUAAUAGACCAGCACUGGAAGAAGUGAAAAAUCAUCCCUUCUUCUGGAGUAACACAGACAGGCUUAAUUUUUGCACAAUGUUAUAUAGAGCGACGGAAGAAUGGAAUUUUAAAAGAGGCUUAAAAGGCGAUUUGAAUCUCAUCAACCCAAUGACUGGAGCUAAGCGUAGAGACUACAAGAUGAAUGAUUCCAAAAACAAUUGGUGUGAGAGAUUGCAACUGUCCACCAAUGAAUGCCAGCUGUACGACAUACCAAAGAAUCAAGCCGGCUGCAUAAAGAACCUUCUGAAUCAGAGUGAAGUAAAAUACAAUGGCAAUUCUACAUACUCAUUACUCUGUUUUAUUAGACACAGAAAAAGUCACAGCGAUGAUGAGUUUGUGAAAAAAAUUUCUCUGAAUGACAAAUACCUGUGGGAUUUUUUUAAAGGAAGAUUCCCCAAAUUCCUUUCCAUUUUGACCGUGACAGUUAGAGAGUCCAAAGAUAAAGGUCUCGCUGAACUAAAAUAUUUUUAUUGA